Helianthus annuus (common sunflower) is the source of this 3089-nucleotide messenger RNA. Its product is annotated as coatomer subunit gamma-2. Gene Ontology annotation, molecular function: structural molecule activity. The record is from RefSeq and is a predicted model, not a curated record. Gene Ontology annotation, biological process: intra-Golgi vesicle-mediated transport; intracellular protein transport; protein secretion. Gene Ontology annotation, cellular component: Golgi membrane; endoplasmic reticulum; endoplasmic reticulum-Golgi intermediate compartment. Bases 205 to 2859 code for a protein of 884 amino acids. The transcript has 18 exons. NCBI's taxonomy places the organism in Eukaryota, Viridiplantae, Streptophyta, Magnoliopsida, Asterales, Asteraceae.
UUUCAAAGCUCAAACCCUUAAAAAAGAUCAAACUUCACUCUCACAAAUCAUCGAAACAGGUUCAGGUUCAGAGAUCUGCAACCUCAUCUUCCAUUGAUAAAAGCUUCAAUUACACUCAAACACACACACAGAAACUCAAACAGAUCUGUUAGAUCUUCUUCAGUAAUUACACUUUUAGGUUAAUUCUCAACACACACCUCUUCGAUGGCGCAGUACGUGAAGAAAGAUGACGAUCGCGACGAAGAAGAGUACUCGCCCUUUCUCGGUAUUGAGAAGGGAGCAGUUCUUCAAGAAGCCAGGGUCUUCAAUGAUCCUCAGUUAGAUUCAAGGAGGUGCUCUCAGGUUAUUACAAAGCUGCUUUAUCUUCUAAAUCAAGGGGAAACCUUCACAAAGGUUGAAGCCACAGAAGUCUUCUUUUCUGUGACAAAACUUUUCCAGUCUAAAGAUAUCGGUUUAAGAAGAAUGGUUUAUUUGAUUAUAAAGGAGCUCUCACCCUCUUCAGAUGAGGUUAUCAUUGUCACAAGCUCACUCAUGAAGGAUAUGAAUAGCAAAACCGAUGUGUAUCGUGCAAAUGCUAUCCGUGUAUUAUGCCGUAUUACAGAUGGAACACUUCUUACUCAAAUUGAGAGGUACUUGAAGCAAGCUAUCGUUGACAAAAAUCCUGUGGUUGCCAGUGCAGCUUUAGUCAGUGGUAUCCAUUUGCUCCAGACGAACCCUGAGAUUGUGAAAAGAUGGAGUAAUGAAGUACAAGAAGCAGUUCAGUCAAGGGCUGCACUUGUACAGUUUCAUGCACUUGCACUGCUCCACCAGAUAAGACAAAACGAUAGAUUAGCUGUGAGCAAAUUAGUUACCAGCUUAACAAGGGGUACGGUGCGUUCACCUUUGGCUCAAUGCCUGUUGAUUCGUUACACCAGUCAGGUUAUCAGAGAAUCAAGUAUGAAUAAUCAAAGUGGGGACCGCCCAUUUUAUGACUAUCUAGAAGGUUGUCUCCGUCACAAAGCAGAAAUGGUUAUAUUUGAAGCGGCGAGGGCAAUAACGGAAUUAAAUGGUGUUACUAGUAGAGAAUUAACUCCUGCAAUUACCGUUUUACAGCUUUUCUUAAGUUCCUCUAAACCAGUACUUCGGUUUGCUGCUGUCCGCACAUUAAACAAGGUGGCAAUGACGCAUCCAAUGGCAGUUACUAGUUGUAAUAUUGAUAUGGAGAGUUUAAUCUCAGACCAAAAUAGAAGUAUCGCUACCCUUGCAAUUACCACACUCCUGAAAACAGGCAACGAAUCAGGUGUUGACCGUCUGAUGAAACAAAUUACUAACUUCAUGUCAGAUAUUGCUGAUGAAUUCAAAAUUGUUGUGGUUGAUGCCAUUAGAUCCUUGUGUUUGAAGUUUCCCCUCAAGUACAGAUCAUUGAUGAAUUUCUUAAGCAAUAUUCUGAGGGAAGAAGGUGGGUUUGAGUACAAGAAAGCAAUUGUUGAUUCAAUUGUGAUACUCAUAAGGGACAUUCCAGAUGCCAAAGAAAGCGGCCUUCUUCACUUGUGUGAAUUUAUCGAGGACUGUGAAUUUACCUACCUAUCAACACAGAUUCUACAUUUUCUUGGCGUGGAGGGACCAAAGACUUCUGAUCCUAGCAAAUACAUAAGGUAUAUAUAUAAUCGGGUCAUCCUUGAGAAUGCAACGGUUCGGGCAAGUGCAGUAAGCACAUUGGCUAAGUUUGGUGCGGUGGUUGAUUCUUUGAAGCCCCGUGUAUUCGUUCUUUUGAGGCGCUGCUUGUAUGACAAUGAUGAUGAGGUACGUGAUAGGGCUACACUGUAUUUAAAUACUCUUGGAGGAGACGGUUCAGUUGUUGAAACUGAUAAAGAUGUAAAGGACUUUCUCUUUGGGUCACUAGACAUCCCCCUGGCCAACCUUGAGGCUAGUUUAAAGAGUUACGAACCUACAGAAGAACCUUUUGAUAUCAGUUCUGUACCCAAGGAAGUCAAGUCUCAGCCGCUUGCAGAGAAAAAAACCGCUGGUAAAAAGCCCACCGCUCUUGGUGCGCCACCAGCGGGUCCCACUUCCACAGUUGAUGCAUAUGAGAAGCUAUUAUCUUCUAUUUCAGAGUUUUCGUCAUUCGGAAAGCUUUUCAAGUCCUCAACCCCAGUGGAGCUAACGGAAGCUGAAACAGAAUAUGCAGUAAACGUUGUGAAGCAUAUAUUUGACAAGCAUGUGGUGUUCCAGUACAACUGUACAAAUACGAUACCUGAGCAGUUACUGGAAAAUGUCGUUGUUGUUGUAGAUGCUUCGGAAGCAGAAGAAUUUGCUGAGGUGGCAACAAAGCCGUUGAAAUCCUUACCGUAUGAUACACCUGGUCAGACAUUUGUGGCAUUUGAGAAACCAGAAGGGGUCCCAGCCGUGGGCAGAUUUUCUAACGUGCUGAAGUUUCUUGUCAAAGAGGUUGAUCCCUCAACUGGUGAGGCUGAGGAAGAUGGUGUUGAAGAUGAAUAUCAACUUGAGGAUUCUGAGAUUGUUGCAGCUGAUUACAUGCUUAAGGUUGGGGUUUCCAAUUUUAGAAAUGCAUGGGAAAGCCUGGGCCCGGAUUUCGAGCGAAUUGACGAAUACGGUCUUGGCCCAAGAGAAAGCUUGAGUGAGGCUGUAAAUGCCGUUAUCAAUCUUCUUGGCAUGCAGCCUUGUGAGGGCACUGAGGUGGUUGCGGCCAACUCAAGAUCACACUCAUGCUUGUUAUCGGGUGUAUACAUGGGCAAUGUGAAGGUACUUGUUCGGCUGUCAUUUGGGGUCGAUAGCUCCAAAGAAGUGGCUAUGAAACUUGCAGUUAGGUCUGAAGACGAAUCCGUUAGUGAUGCAAUUCAUGAAAUAGUAGCCAAUUAGCCCGCUUUUAUUUACCAUUUUUGCCAUUCUGACAAGUUCGACAUAGAAGUUUGUUGAGGAGAUUUAAUGUUACUUGUUUUUGUGUUUUAGUCACGUAGACAUUGAUUGAGAUUUGAGAGUGGUUUAUAAGAAGCUUUGUGUUGGGUCUUUUUUGCUAUUGAUGUUUGACAAUUUAACAUUUGAAUUUCGACACUAUGUCGUGUGUAGCAUUAUAAAACUAUUUCUCAUAA